Owenia fusiformis is the source of this 1392-nucleotide messenger RNA. NCBI's taxonomy places the organism in Eukaryota, Metazoa, Annelida, Polychaeta, Sabellida, Oweniidae. The record is from the annotation of a GenBank genome assembly.
GAGAUCACGUACUAUAGGUUUUUUCUCUACUGCCUUUGAAUUGGCAAGUCAAAGUAUCAUAUCUGUAUAUGGUGUGGCUUUAUGCUCUGGGAUGACAUGAUCUUUCGGUAAAUACGCACACAUUGGCAAAUAGAAAUAAAAGAAAUAGCUAUACGUGUAAGAAAAACUUAUAGAGUAUACGUUUAUAGGAUAUGAUAUACAGUUACUUACUCACGCUUUACCCACGGUGCGUAACGUAUUGUGCGUUAAUACUUAACUAAGACAAAAGACGUACAAACGUACUAUAAGUUGAAAAGAAAGGAUAUCUUUAAAUAGUAAGGAAUUUAUUAAAACGAACGUAAUAAUAUUGAUAGAUAGGAUAUUAGCAAAGCUGAAGGAUAGUAUUAAAAGUUGAAGAUGGGACUCCAGGCUAAUAGUCAAGCGAGGAAUUUUGCUCUGGUGAUUUUAAGUAUUGGACUCUUGGCUACCGUAUUUUAUGGCUUUCAUAGACAGGACCGGAUGUGCUUGAUUGACCCCGGGAAUAGGGAUGACCCAAGGGAUGUCCGAAUUGUACCAAACGAAACACCCUCAUUAAAUAUAGGAAAAGGAAAAGCCCUGUCACAAGAAGAAAUCGACGGCCUAUUUAAAGAAACGACCGCCCAAGACGACCCUGUCUUGAUCCGCUAUAUUGCUCAAUCUCGCAUAGAUCUUCCGUCCUAUCAACCCUAUGACUUAGAUGGACCCUCACAUCGAGAUUUUUCCCGUGGACAAAGUGGACUCGCCGAGAAACUGUUGCCAGAUGUUGAAAGGGGCUUCUUUGUCGAAUGCGGUGCCUUGGAUGGCGAAGGGAGGUCAAAUUCUUUGUAUUUUGAACGAGAACGGCAUUGGGAGGGACUACUUAUUGAAGCGGACCCACUCAAUUAUAAGGAUGUAGUUCGGCGGAAGCGAAAAGCAUACGCCUCUAACUCAUGUUUAAGCCCUUUCCCGUAUCCGAGUAAGCUGAAGUACAAACAAUCUAAAAACACAGGCAAGGCGAUGCAUAGUGAAGAAGAAGUGAAAAAAUAUAGCAAUAAAGACGUACUACAGGUUGAUUGCUUUACACUAUACUCAUUUAUGUUGGCAUUGAAUAGAACCGUCAUCGAUUUCUUCUCGCUAGACGUCGAAGGAUCCGAACUACCUAUUUUAAAAACUAUUCCGUUCGAUAAACUUACUAUUAAAGCUCUCACAGUGGAAUUUGUGCACGGACAGGGUGACCCAAAAGCUGAUAUAGUAGAUUAUUUAAAACAAUUUAACUAUGUACAUAAGGGAACUGUAACUAGAGGUGAUUGGACAGCGAAUGAUGUAGUUUUUGUGCGAAAAGAUUUUGAUAAAGGUUUAGAAUUCAAAACAAUUAGGAACUAUUCACCUCCAUAA